This is a messenger RNA of Plasmopara halstedii, 414 nucleotides long. RefSeq lists its product as uncharacterized. The transcript is spliced from 2 exons. The record is from RefSeq and is a predicted model, not a curated record. NCBI's taxonomy places the organism in Eukaryota, Oomycota, Peronosporomycetes, Peronosporales, Peronosporaceae. Bases 1 to 414 code for a protein of 137 amino acids.
AUGAAAGGAGGCAAGCUGAUGGUGCGAUGGAUGGGACCUUUUAGCAUUGUACAAGAACUCCCCACCAGUUUCCUGAUUGAAAACUUGCUGACGACGGAAACGUUUGACGUUCACGCGAUCCGACUAAAACAUUACGCGGAUGACAUGCUCAGUGUGACAGAGGAGAUAAAGCAUCACAUGUCACUUCAAGGGAUCAACUUGGGGCUUGAAGACGCAAAAGAUUCAUGGAAAUCAAUGGGCGGUAUCGUGAAGGCAGUUCCAGAGAUUAGAGGGCAUUCGUGGAGACGUGUGAUAACGCAAGGCUCAUCCGGCAUUACAAUGAAGAGUUCGAGUAUGAAGCUGGGUAGUCAAGUCUUGGGGGAAGUGUGGACGAAUGUCCAGGUAUCAGACUUGCCAACACCCUACAGUGGGUAA